AUGGGAAAUGUUUUCGGCAGACAGGCACGCCCGAGUCGAGUGACAGAUCAGGACAGGGCGAUAUUGCAACUCAAGCAGCAGAGAGAUAAACUGAAACAAUAUCGGAAGAAAAUCAAAUUACAGCUGGAGCGAGAGAGACGUCUGGCCAAACAGCUCCUGAAGGAUGGCAAGAGAGAACAAGCACUGCUGCUGCUCAAGAAAAAACGCUACCAAGACCAGCUUCUGGACAAGACUGACAUCCAGAUAGACAACCUGGAGCGCAUGGUUCAAGACAUUGAAGUAGCUCAGAUUGAAAUAAAGGUCAUCGAAAGUUUGAAGGAUGGAAAUGACUGUCUCAAGCAAAUGCAUGAGGUCAUGUCACUGGUGGAGGUGGAGAGAAUCCUGGAGGAUACGAAGGAGGCCAUUGAAUACCAGAAGCAAAUAGAUGAUCUCCUGGCAGGCUGUCUGAAAGAGGAGGAUGAGGAUGCAGUGGUAGCAGAGCUGGAGACCCUCACUCAGGGUGAAGACACGGCACUUCCAGAAUUACCCACAGAUCCACAGCCAGCGGUGCCUGAGGGACAAACAGAAAUCAAGACGGAGCGAGAGAUGCUGGCAGCGUAACGUCUGAUCCUACAACCUGGAUCAUCGCUUUGUGUUUAAUCAAAAGAAGAGCUCAGGGAAUUAAAUUGGCUGAAAAGAAGGCUUUCAUGGGGUAUUUUAUUGGCACGCUAGAGAAUCUGUGUUGUGGAGAGUUUUGAAAU
Molecule: messenger RNA, 740 nt
Organism: Danio aesculapii
Lineage: Eukaryota; Metazoa; Chordata; Actinopteri; Cypriniformes; Danionidae
Gene: chmp6a
Product: charged multivesicular body protein 6a
Exons: 8
Coding region: 1-600 (199 amino acids)
Biological process (GO): vesicle budding from membrane; late endosome to vacuole transport via multivesicular body sorting pathway
Cellular component (GO): multivesicular body; ESCRT III complex
Source: RefSeq, a predicted model, not a curated record